UUGAGUAUAAAAACCCAAGAAACCAUCCCACUUCCUCCACCACUCCAUCCACCACCUCCUCCGCCGCCGUGGCCAAUGGCGAUCACAAAGCAAUCCUCCGGCGACCUCAAAUCACGCGUCAACACCUGCAUCGACAAGCUCUCUGACCGAGACACCCUCGCCAUGGCCUCCAACGAGCUCGAAUCCAUCGCCCGCACCCUCCCAAACGACGCCUUCGCCCCCUUCCUAAACUGCCUCUCCGCCACCGACUCCUCCGAGAAGUCCCCCGUCCGCCGCCAGUGCGUCCGCCUCAUCAGCGUCCUCUCCGCCGCCCACGGCGACGCCCUCUCCCCUCACGUCUCCAAGAUGAUCUCCGCCGUCCUCCGCCGCCUCCGCGACCCCGACUCCGCCGUCCGCGCCGCCUGCGUCGACGCCGUAUCUUCCAUCUCCGCGCACGUCACCUCGCCUCCGCUGUUCGCCGCGAUCCUGAAGCCUCUGGCUGAAGCUCUCUUCCACGAGCAGGACUCCAAGGCGCAGAUCGGGGCCGCGCUCUGCCUCGCCGCGGCGGUGGAGGCGGCGACGGAUCCCGACGCGGCGGAGAUGAGGAGGCUGCUGCCUAGGGUUUUGAAAUUAGCCAGGAGCGAUGGUUGCAAGGCGAAGCCGGCUCUGCUCGCAUUGGUAGGUUGCAUCGUUAGCACCGAUUGCGUUAAGAGUAAGAGUUUGUUCAAUUCUACCGUUUCCACGGCGGUUGAUUUCCUGAGCAGCGACGAUUGGGCUGCGAGAAAGGAAGCAGCGGAGGUUUUGGAGAAGGCGGCGAUGACUGACUGCAAUUUGUCGGUGCAAUUUAAGGCUUCUUGCUUAGCUGCUUUAGAGAACAGGAGAUUCGACAAAGUAAAGCUUGUUAGGGAAAAGAUGAACAGAGCAUUGGUGAUAUGGAAAGAUCUUCCCGAGCAAUCCGAAGCCCUCUCCUCGCCAAAUGUUCAAUCAGAUACUAGCAGUGCUGGUUAUUACUCCCCUAGCUCAGAAACUCCUCAACUGAGAAAAAUGCAUCCACCGAGGUCACCUGCGUCUAGUUGCUCGUCGUCAACCAGCAGCAGCAGGAGGAGCACUCUGGGAAACGAGGACGCCAAACCCCGCCUUCCCACUGCCAGUAACAAGUUCAAUGUAAAGAAGGACACCCGUGCUCGGGUGGUUCCCUGUGACAGUUCAGACAAUAUCAAAGAUGACUUUGAGAGCGAGAACGAGAACGAGUUUGAGGACAUGUCUCUGAUCCGAAGGCAGCUGCAGCAGAUAGAAAGCCAGCAAUCGAAUUUGUUCAGCCUCCUUCAGAGGUAUAUUGGGAGCUCUCAGAAGGGCAUGAGCUCGUUGGAGAAGCGAGUGGAUGGGUUGGAGAAGGUGCUGGGCGUCAUGUCAGAGGAUUUUGCUCUCCCAACACGAAGGAUCUCAACGACAAGUGAGGAGUUGGGGAACGCUUGCUGUAUGAUCCCAGGAAGGGAGUUUCUUAGUCCCAAGUUUUGGAGGAGAGGAGAGUCUGUUAAUUUGAAGUUGGAAUCAUCUUUCAGCAGCAGUCAUGGAAAUGGGAUUAUGCACAAGGAUGCUAAGAUUAUUACGAGGCUUGAUAGUCCAAGAAAGUAAAGUGAUAGAUAUUCUUUUGUUUUAGGUCGAGCUAGAAGCUGUAUAUAUACAGAUUUUUCUGUAGCAAAAAGAGAUGAGGCCAAGGAAAAGGUUUUAUCUUCA
Salvia hispanica is the source of this 1716-nucleotide messenger RNA. RefSeq names its product TORTIFOLIA1-like protein 4. NCBI's taxonomy places the organism in Eukaryota, Viridiplantae, Streptophyta, Magnoliopsida, Lamiales, Lamiaceae. Gene Ontology annotation, molecular function: microtubule binding. The record is from RefSeq and is a predicted model, not a curated record. Gene Ontology annotation, cellular component: microtubule.